AUGUUAAACUAUGAGGCCAACAUCGAAGUGAUAGAUUAUUUGAAAAAGACACCCAUAGAUAUGCCAGGAUUUGUGAAAAUGUUUAAACACUUCUAUGAUUCGUGUAGGGAAAAACCAGAAUUUGUGGCUCUCGACAGUAUGCAGUGGCUGGCACAGGAAGAAAAUAUGAAAAGGGCAUUGCUGACUCCCAACGAUUGUAAGGAUGUGGAUUUCGAUUGGCACACCAUCUUGGUCAUUUUCCGUAAAUAUGACCUCAAUGGCAUUUUCCUUAGGGAGACCAUUAGCUAUCAUGUUUUAGAACUUUUGUUGCUGUUGGCCGGCUGCCUUGCUGUGGUGCGGGGCACUGAGGAUUAUAAGACCCUGAAUCUUAAACAACGCAGCAUUCUAAUGGACUCCUUGGACAAGGAUUAUACACCCUGUUCAAAUUUCCUCCAAUAUGCCUGUUACAAAUGGUCCGAUCACCAUGAAGACACAAGGGAUAAUUUCACCACCGUUGCUGAUAUGUUGAACUAUGAGGCCAACAUCGAAGUGAUAGACUAUUUGAAAAAGACAUCCUUGGAGGUUAUGCCAGGAUUUGUGAAAAUGUUUAAAUACUUCUAUGAUUCGUGUAUGGAAAAGCAAGAAUUUGUGGCUCGCGACUAUAUGCAUUGGCUGGAGCGGGAAGAAAAUAUGAAAUGGGCAUUGCUGACACCCAACGAUAACAAGGAUGUGGUUUUCGACUGGCCCACCACCUUGGCCAUUUUCCGUAAAUAUGGUUUCAAUGACAUAUUCCUUAAGGAGGCCAUUAGCUAUCAGGAUGCCAAUAAGUUUAUGAUUUAUCUGAGCAAACCUUUUGAAGAGACAUUCAGAUUUAUCAAUAAUUACAACAUGGAGGAAUAUAACAGCAGCAUCCCCCUGCCUCAGGGCACCAUGGAUUUUAUGAAGUUGUGGGAAAUCGUCGAUAAGUUUGAGGAUAAAUUGAAUGAAAUCAAGGUGGUGGAAAAGCAAGAGAAAAUAUUCAAAUUCAGCGAAUUGCCCUAUCCUUGGUUGAAAAAAUAUUUAACCGUUCUGAUGAAGCCUCAAGAUGUAGCCAAUAUGCAAAUCACCAUUGACAAUAUUCCCUAUUUGGAAGCCUUGGAUAGUGUACUCAAGGAAUACGAUAACAUUUUCCUGGUCCGUUAUUUGGAGCUGCGUUUCAUCCACUACUUGGAAAUGGCCAAUAAACGGGAUACGCCCAAUGAAUGUAUGACCAAUGCCAAAAGUCUAAUGCCCAUGGCCCAUGAAUGGAUCUACGGACAUAUACAUCCCGAAUUGCUGCAAGAGAUGCCCAAAAUCCGACAAAUGUUCGAGAACAUUGUGAAAAAUAUUAACAAAACUUUGCACAUGGACAAGUAUGGCUUUAUACCCCAGGCCUAUUUUAGAAUAUUGGAAACCAUUCAACUGAAGAUUGGAAAUUUGCCACAAGAAAAUGCCAAGGAACUGUUGGAUCAAUACUAUGCCAAUUUGAAACUAACUCCCAACAACUACUACGGCAAUUAUUUGUCUCUACUGAAAUUCUAUUUCCAAUUGCAACACAGCUACUUCGACUAUGGCCACUAUGGCGAUAAUUUGGCUGCGAACAAGGAAUUCUUCUUCAAAUCGCCCAUGCAUAAAUAUGAUACCGAUAUACACCCCGAAUAUUAUCCCUCGAUGAAUUUGCUGAUUAUACCAUUGAGUCUUCUGCGUACACCCGUAUAUCAUGUCGGUUAUGAGGAUAUAUUCAAGCAGAGUUCUUUGGGUACCCUAAUGGGUAUUGGUAUUUUUGAAGGUUUCACUACGGUGCAAGUAAUGGAUAGAGAGGGUGUCCACAAAUUGGCUGGUGUUGUGGGUCUACAUGCGGCCUUUGAAAUCUUCUUCUCCUCCCUGCAAGCCGACGAUAUUAGCCGUUAUCAGACAAUGUUCAGUUUAAGUUCCCUGAAAGAAAUCAAACAAAUGUUCUUCCUCAAUGCCAUCCAUUACUAUUGUGAAUGGUAUCCCAGCAGCGAUCAUCAUAUUGAUUUUGCCGUUGGCCAUUUGACGGAUUUCACUGAGACAUAUGAUUGUAAAUUGAAUGCAUUUUUGAAAAUGUUCUAA
Molecule: messenger RNA, 2091 nt
Organism: Musca vetustissima
Lineage: Eukaryota; Metazoa; Arthropoda; Insecta; Diptera; Muscidae
Exons: 2
Coding region: 1-2091 (696 amino acids)
Biological process (GO): protein processing
Cellular component (GO): plasma membrane
Molecular function (GO): metalloendopeptidase activity
Source: RefSeq, a predicted model, not a curated record